Molecule: messenger RNA, 555 nt
Organism: Arctia plantaginis
Lineage: Eukaryota; Metazoa; Arthropoda; Insecta; Lepidoptera; Erebidae
Source: the annotation of a GenBank genome assembly
AUGCCUACUUGGAACCAAAUUCAAUCUCAACUUAGGAAUCCAAACAAUCCUGUUGUAUUCUUUGAUGUUACUGUAGGAACAACAGAAAUUGGGCGGAUGAUUUUUGAAUUGUUUGCUGAUGUUGUACCAAAAACUAGUGAGAAUUUUAGAGAAUUUUGCACAGGUGAAUAUCGAAGGGAUGGAGUACCGCUUGGUUAUAAAGGCGCCACAUUCCAUAGAGUUAUCAAAGAUUUUAUGAUUCAAGGUGGUGAUUUCGUUAAUGGUGAUGGCACUGGAGUUAUGAGCAUUUAUGGUGGUAGUACAUUUGCAGAUGAAAAUUUUGUAUUAAAACAUGAUUCACCUGGCUUAUUAUCUAUGGCUAAUAGUGGUAAAGAUACUAAUGGCUGCCAAUUCUUCAUAACUUGUGCAAAGUGUAACUUCCUUGAUAAUAAACAUGUGGUAUUUGGACGUGUUAUUGAUGGAUUACUUGUUAUGAGAAAAAUUGAAAAUGUUCCCACUGGACCUAAUAAUAAGCCAAAAAUACCAGUAACUAUAUCACAAUGUGGCCAAAUGUAA